Molecule: messenger RNA, 825 nt
Organism: Cydia pomonella (codling moth)
Lineage: Eukaryota; Metazoa; Arthropoda; Insecta; Lepidoptera; Tortricidae
Product: proteasome subunit beta type-2-like
Exons: 4
Coding region: 210-809 (199 amino acids)
Cellular component (GO): proteasome core complex
Source: RefSeq, a predicted model, not a curated record
GAAAAACGCUUGGUAAUGUAAUUUAUAAUAUAUGAAACCUCUGCACUAAAUACGCUACUGUUAAAAUACUAAAAUUUUGACGAAUAAAAGAAGAAAAUAUGUGACAUUUUAUUACAAAAUAUAAACACGAUCUCUUUUAUUUACAUUGUGCUGUAUGUUUUGAUAUAAUUUAUUAUUUUCUAUUCAUAUAUAUUUAUCUAGUUUUAAUCAUGGAACUGCAGUGCAUACUCGGAUUGAAAUGCAAUGACUUUGCAAUGAUUGCCGCUGACCAGAUGAUCAUAAACAGCAUAAUUGUAAUGACUGAUGAACAUGAAAAGAUCUUCAAAAUUGAUGACAAGAUGAUAAUGGCCGUCGUCGGUGAACACGGUGAAACCCAGCAGUUCGUCCACUACCUCAUGAGGAACAUGCAUUUAUACCAAAUAAGGAACAAUUACUCAUUGGACAUCGGGGCUGUAGCGCACUUCGCUAGGCGGAAUUUGGCUGAUGCUAUGCGUAGAUCGAGAUCGUAUAACGGCGCUAUCUUAGCUGGCUAUGACGACAAAGAGGGGGGGCAGCUGUAUUUCCUCGAGGGUCUGGGUGUCAGUCAACAGAUGCCGUUCGCUGCGAUUGGCCUGGCUGGCAUGCUGAGUGUGGGCGUCCUGUGUCGGUAUCACAAGCCAAAUCUAACAGAAGCAGAAGCGUACGAGGUACUAAAACUAUCAACACAAGAAAUCCAGCAGCGUUUCAUCGUGCAGCUGCCCAAGUUCCAAGUGUCUUUGGUGUCAAAAGAUGGCGUCAAGCAGUUACCGACGUUACAGCAUGGAUCGUAAUAAACUUUGAGGUAAA